Messenger RNA from Mizuhopecten yessoensis (Yesso scallop), 1741 nucleotides. Its product is annotated as lysine-specific histone demethylase 1 homolog 1-like. NCBI's taxonomy places the organism in Eukaryota, Metazoa, Mollusca, Bivalvia, Pectinida, Pectinidae. The coding region runs from base 219 to 1718 and encodes 499 amino acids. The transcript has 9 exons. The record is from RefSeq and is a predicted model, not a curated record. Gene Ontology annotation, molecular function: oxidoreductase activity.
GGUUUCCGUAAUUGCAGAAAUGAUAACUCAGAUGACGCGGGUAGUAUAAAAUAGAUAAAAGCUGUUUCCUCAUCCUGAAUUUUACGACUGAGCAGUUUAAAGUCUUUGUAGAUAUUAAACCGAUACAAAAGAAUCUAAAGCGCAGGGUGAUUUGUUAGCCUGUGUUACAUAUAUAUUCCUUGGCGCAUACAUGCCCAAAUUCUUGGAGACCAAUCUAUAUGGAGAGCACAUGGAUGAGUCUGCUGCUGCUGCUUAUGUUCAAUAGUGAAGUUUGUAAAUCAGAAGUUCCUUAUCAGACGAAGGAAGUACUUGUGAUUGGUGGGGGGAUAUCAGGUCUGGCUGCAGCCAGAAAGUUGGACAACCAUCCUUCCCAACUCUAUGACGUUACGGUGCUAGAAGCCCGGACAGAUCGAUAUGGAGGCCGUGUAUGGACAAACAGGAAACUCUUUAAGAAACCUAUUGGUGCAGAGACAGACCUUGGAUGUGCCUGGAUCAAUCCUAAGAUAAAGGAUAACCCUAUCUCAGCCAUAGUAAGGAAGGCAGAGCUAGAAACUAAAGUCUCAGGGCCCAUCCAGCUCCAUGUUCCAGAGGCUGACAAGAUAUUCAAGAGUGACGAAGCUAACAAGAUAUUCUCCGAAGUUUUCUCAAUAAUGCAGUCUGCAGUAGAUACAGUAAAAGCCAAUGGUACAGACGUUUCUCUACAGAAGGCCGUCGAGGAUGAGAUAAAACGACACAAGUUCCAAGGCGAUCAAACCAUCAUUACGAACAUUCUACGCAAUCAUCACGCCGUUACCAAGGCAGACUACUCUGCCAUGUUCUUUGACCCGGUGAAACAAUUCGGCUGGAACACAAUCGUGGUGGACGGAUACGAUCAAGUUCUAGACGCCAUUGUGUCAGGUCUAGGACCUGAGAGACCUCUGUCUAUCAACCUUAACCAAAUCGUCAGACAGAUUCACGUCGACUCGGACGAGAAAAAGGUCAUUGUCAGGACAAAGGACCUGAAACAGGUGACUGCGGACGUUGUGAUAGUGACUGUUCCAAUCGGUGUGCUGAGAAAUGAGGCUAUUCUGUUUGAACCCCUGCUUCCUAAAGAAUGGUAUAGGGCAAUAAAAGAAUUAGGUGUGUACCAAUCCCAAAAAGUGAUCGUAGGAUUCUCUGAGGCGUUCUGGCCGACUGAUGUCGGAGUGUUUACCAUGACUACACCGGAGGGACAGGAGCCUUUCAUCCAGACAUGGUUCAACAUGCAGAACCUCGUCGGAGCUCCGUACCUCAUCGGUAAUUUAUACGAUACAGCUGCCGAAGCGAUGGAGCAAACACCUGUAGAGGAACUGAAACAAAAAGUUAUCAAAGUGUUGGGGAAAUUAUUUGGAGAAGAUUUGGUGACCCAGCAUAAUGUGACUACAUUGGUAAGAUCGAAGUGGUCCGGUGACCCCUUUACCCUGGGUUCUGGAGCUUACCCACGGGCAGGUAAUAAUGCCAGCAUGUGGGAUAUUUUAAGCACUCCAGUCUGUCCAUACAUCUAUUUUGCUGGGGAAUACACAAGUCUCGAUGGCAUGGUUGGGGCCCACGGAGCCUACGACACUGGAAUCAAGGCUGCCGAACAGAUCAUCAAUGGCCGGUGUGAGAGGGAGUUCAAACGACAGCAGAAAAGGAAGGAGGAGGCAGAAAAGAAAGACGAAAAGAAAGAAGAAAAGAAUACUAAAAAAGAUGAACUAUGAACAGUUAGUAAAAAUAAUUAUAA